Molecule: messenger RNA, 981 nt
Organism: Empidonax traillii (willow flycatcher)
Lineage: Eukaryota; Metazoa; Chordata; Aves; Passeriformes; Tyrannidae
Product: zinc finger protein 525-like
Exons: 2
Source: RefSeq, a predicted model, not a curated record
AGGACGGAGAGCACGGAGAACAAAUCCCCCCGGCAGAGCCUGGUGGGAGAGGCCGUUUUGAAGGGCUCCCCGGCACAGGAAGGCAGCGGGGAGGAAAAGGCCUGGAGAUGCCCCCGGAGGAGGGGCUGCAAAGCCAGCCCAGGGAGCUGUGAGGAGGAAAGAGCCGUCCUGUGCCGAGAAGGCGGCCGGAGCUUGAGCCGGAGCUCCGAGCUGGUGGUCCCUGAGCAGCCUCCCAGCAGGGAGAAGCCCUUCAGGUGCUUGGAAUGUGGGAAGAGCUUCAGCCAGAGCUCUAUCCUCCACAGGCACCAGCGCAUCCACACUGGGGAACGGCCCUACACAUGUAGGGAAUGUGGGAAGAGCUUCAGGCACAGCUCCACCCUCCGCAGGCACCAGAACAUCCACACUGGGGAACGGCCCUACAUAUGUAGGGAAUGUGGGGAGAGUUUCAGGGACAACUCCCACCUGAUCCGACACCGGCGCAUCCACACUGGGGAACGGCCCUACAUAUGUGAGGAAUGUGGGAAGAGCUUCGGUGACAGCUUCUCCCUCCGCAACCACCAGAACAUCCACACUGGGGAACGGCCCUACAAGUGUGGGGAAUGUGGCAAGAGCUUCAUUUACAGCUCUGCCCUCUGCAGCCACCAGCACAUCCACAGUGGGGAACGGCGAUACGAGUGCUUGGAAUGUGGGAAGAGGUUUAGGGACAGCUCCAGUCUCCUCAGACAUGAGCUGAUACACACAGGGGAGAGGCCCUUCCGCUGCACCGACUGCGGGAAGAGCUUCAACCAGAACUCCACCCUCGUCACCCACCAGCGCAUCCACACCGGGGAGAGGCCCUACAAGUGUGGGGAGUGUGGGAAGAGCUUCAGUGACAGCUCUGUCUUGACCAAACACCAUCGGACCCACCAGUAAGAGAAGCCCCUCGAGUGCCCUGACUGUGGGAAGAGCUUUGGCCGCUGCUCCCACCCCGAAUGACCCCCC